Molecule: messenger RNA, 2103 nt
Organism: Striga hermonthica
Lineage: Eukaryota; Viridiplantae; Streptophyta; Magnoliopsida; Lamiales; Orobanchaceae
Source: the annotation of a GenBank genome assembly
AUGCUGAGAGUUGGCGGGAAAGGAGGGGGUGGCAUUGGGCAGCUACUGGCGGCGGUGGCGGCAGCUCUGCUGCUCCGCCUCUUCUCCGGCCCGGGGCCGGAGGUACUAUCGGAGGCUCUGCCGGAGGAUGAGGAAGAGAAAGGGGAUGCCCCAGCGAAGGGGAAAGUCGUGCCUGUUACUAUCAGAUGGGCAAACAUCAAUUGCGCCCUCGCCGAUAAAUCUUCAAAAUCAGUUCGUUUUCUACUGAAAAAUGUCAGUGGAGAGGCAAAACCAGGUCGUUUACUUGCGGUGAUGGGUCCAUCAGGAUCAGGCAAGACUACCUUGCUGAAUGUUUUAGCAGGUCAGAUAGUGGCGUCCCCUAGAUUACACUUGUCUGGACUUCUGGAGGUCAAUGGACACUCAUUCUCGAAUAACCCUUACAAGCUUGCCUUUGUUAGGCAGGAGGAUCUCUUUUUCUCACAAUUGACUGUUCGAGAAACGCUCUCUCUUGCUGCUGAACUUCAGCUGCAGGACAUAUCGUCAGUGGAAGAGAGAGAUGAGUAUGUGAACAAUCUUCUGUUCAAACUUGGCCUGGUCAGUUGUGCUGAUUCGCGUGUUGGGGAUGCCAAAGUCCGCGGGAUCAGUGGUGGUGAAAAGAAAAGGUUGUCACUGGCAUUUGAGCUGAUUGCUAGCCCGUCUGUCAUCUUUGCUGAUGAACCUACGACAGGCAUGGCUGAGAAAGUGAUGGAAACACUAAGGCAACUUGCACAGGAUGGACACACAGUCAUCUGCUCUAUACACCAACCUAGAGGAUCAGUUUAUGCUAAAUUUGACGACAUUUUGUUGCUCACAGAGGGUUCGCUUGUUUAUGGUGGUCCUGCACGUGAUGAAUCACUAGCGUACUUCUCAAAAUUCGGGUAUAUUUGCCCUGAUCAUGUGAAUCCUGCAGAGUUUUUGGCUGAUCUCAUUUCAGUGGAUUAUAGUUCCCCCGAGAGUGUCAGUGCUUCUCAGAAAAGGAUCGAUGGUCUCGUUGAUUCAUUUGCCGAGCAGAUGUCAUCAACUCUGUACGCAACGCCACUUACAGGGGUUGAUCCUAAGAACAACAUGAACUUAAAGAAUAAAAUAAUUGCCAAAAAAAAAGCUGGUUGGUGGAGGCAAUUCUGCUUACUCCUUAGACGCGCUUGGAUGCAGGCAUCUCGUGAUGGCCCAACAAAUAAAAUUCGAGCGAGGAUGUCUAUGGCAUCAGCUCUCAUAUUUGGUUCUGUCUUCUGGAGGAUGGGAAGGUCUCAGACGUCGAUACAAGAUAGGCUGGGAUUGCUUCAGGUUGCUGCUAUAAACACUGCAAUGGCGGCGCUCACAAAGACAGUGGGUGUAUUUCCCAAGGAACGUGCUAUUGUGGAUCGGGAGCGAGCCAAAGGGUCCUAUCAAUUAGGGCCAUAUCUACUUUCGAAAUUAUUGGCAGAGAUCCCAGUCGGAGCAGCUUUCCCAUUGCUCUUUGGUACUAUUUUGUAUCCCAUGACCCGUCUUCAUCCUACUAUGUCUAGAUUCGGGAAGUUCUGUGGAAUAGUGACCACCGAGUCCUUUGCGGCAUCAGCUAUGGGCCUAACAGUAGGGGCUAUGGCCCCUACUACCGAAGCAGCUUUGGCCUUGGGCCCAUCACUCAUGACCGUUUUCAUUGUAUUUGGAGGCUACUAUGUCAAUGCAGAGAACACACCUAUCAUCUUCCGUUGGAUUCCUCGUGUAUCUCUCAUCAGAUGGGCAUUCCAAGGGCUUUGCAUCAAUGAAUUUUGCGGCCUCGAGUUUGAUCAUCAGAACUCAUUCGACAUUCAGACUGGUGAACAAGCGCUCGACCGACUCUCCUUUGGUGGCAGUCGAAUUAGGGACACAGUCAUAGCCCAAAGCCGAAUACUACUAUUUUGGUACUACACAACCUACCUCCUCCUCGAGAAAAACAAACCCAAGUACCAGCAACUCGAGCUGCCACCUAGCGAACAAAUACAAACACCUCCGAACAUCGAGCCACCCGAAAGUGAACCCAAGGAACAAAACGAGCCACCUGAGAGCAAACCCAAGGAACCAAAUGAGCCACUACCCGUAUCUCCCGAACCCGGGCAAGGUGCUUAA